This is a messenger RNA of Corylus avellana, 3554 nucleotides long. Its product is annotated as Pentatricopeptide repeat (PPR-like) superfamily protein. Lineage: Eukaryota; Viridiplantae; Streptophyta; Magnoliopsida; Fagales; Betulaceae. Gene Ontology annotation, molecular function: mRNA binding; protein binding. The record is from RefSeq and is a predicted model, not a curated record.
CGAACAGCCACUGCUAAUUCAAAUGCAUAUCCCAUUCCCACUUCCAUGUCAUCCUCCUGAAGCAGAAGCAAAUACUGUAUAUCUCGAAUUGAAGCUCUUGUGCUUGAGCUUGAGCUUUCCGCCACUUCUCGGUUUCAAGGUGAUGUACUGAUGAGGAGGCCUCUUUGGUGUGGUUCUUCUACACGGAGGAGAGCCACUGCAGUAUCGACAAGAGAUCCUCAAAGCUUGUGUUGAUGGGUUUCUCAGACAGACAUGAAAAGGUGCCCGAUCUACUUGUCAGACCAUUGUUUUGGAUUCAUCUCUCAUCAGUCACUCUUGGGGUUUGCUUCAAAUUAUUUGCCUCUCUUCUGUUUUAGAAGUUUGAGCCAAGGAUACUCCACCUUAGGCUCAGCUGAUACUAGACCUUUUCCUGAUUACUCCCCCAAAAAACCUACCAUCAAAGACUCGGAAUUUGUCCAUCAGAUCUCGAAUGCAAUAAAAUUACGCCGCUCUGAGCCUUUCCGCCGCAUUCUAAAGCCUUUUGAAUCCAAGUUCAGGCAUGACCACCUAAUUUGGGUUCUCAAGAACAUUAAGAACAACUAUAAAAUGGUUUUGGAUUUUUUUGAAUGGGCGUGCCUACGGAGAGACCCAACACUAGAAGCCCGUUGUGCCGUUGUUCAGAUUGCUGUCGCAUCAAAGGAUCUAAAAAUGGCUCAUGUGCUUAUUUGUGAUUUUUGGGCAAAACCCAAUUUGGAUAUUGGUCUUGCAUACUCUCACUUUGUUGAAAGUUUGAUAUACACGUAUAAGGACUGGGGUUCAAAUCCAUAUGUAUUUGAUAUUUUCUUUCAAGUCCUUGUUGAAGCUGGGAUGUUUAAUGAAGCGGGGAAACUCUUUGACAAAUUGUUGAAGUAUGGGGUAGUAAUCUCUGUUGCUUCUUGUAAUUUAUUUCUUACUCGUCUAUCAAAUUCUGAUGGGACUGAGAUAGCAAUAAAGGUUUUUAAUGAAUAUCCUGCAGUGGGUGUUUGCUGGAAUACUGCAUCAUAUAAUAUCAUAAUUCAUUCUCUUUGUCGAUUAGGGAAAAUAAAAGAAGCCCACAAUUUACUCAUGCAAAUGGAGUUGAGGGGCUGUAUGCCUGAUGUAGUUAGUUAUAGUACUAUAAUAAGCGGUUAUUGUCAGGUCGGGGAGCUACAAAAGGUGUUGAAACUGAUAGAAGAAAUGCAAACAAAGGGAGUGAAGCCAAACCCUUAUACCUACAACAGCAUAAUACUUCUUUUGUGUAAGACUGGUAGAGUAGUUGAAGCAGAGAAGGUAUUCAGGGAGAUGAUGAACCAGGGAAAUUUUCCAGAUAAUGUGGUCUAUACAACUCUUUUCAGUGGUUUCUGUAAGUUGGGAAAUGUUCCAGCUGCAUAUAGGCUGUUUGAUGAAAUGCGGGCUAGGAAAAUUGUUCCUGAUAAUAUAAUGUAUACUGCUAUUAUUCAUGGGUUUUGUCAGAGUGGAAAAAUGAUGGAAGCAGUUAAGCUCUUUCUUGAAAUGGCUAGUGAAGGGUUGGAACCAGAUGAAGUUACUUACACAACACUUAUUGAUGGUUAUUGCAAGUCAGGUGAGAUGAAAGAGGCCUUUGCUCUUCACAAUCAGAUGGUUCAGAAAGGGCUUACCCCAAAUGUUGUCACGUAUACUGCACUUGCUGAUGGCCUUUGUAAAAGAGGCGAGGUAGGCACUGCAAAUGAACUUCUUCAUGAGAUGUGUGGAAAGGGCCUUCAACCGAAUGUAUGCACUUACAACUCAAUUAUUAAUGGUCUUUGUAAAGCUGGAAAUCUAAUGCAAGCUGUAAAUCUGAUGAAAGAAAUGGAGGUGGCUGGGUUGAAUCCUGAUACAAUUACUUUUACCACCCUCAUGGAUGCUUAUUGUAAGAUGGGGGAGAUGGCUACGGCACAUGAGCUCUUGCGGGACAUGCUGGAUAGAGGUCUCCAACCUACAGUUGUGACAUUCAAUGUGCUCAUGAAUGGAUUUUGUAUGUCAGGAAUGCUGGAAGAUGGUGAGAGGCUACUAAAAUGGAUGUUGGAGAAGGGUAUAAUGCCAAAUGCCACCACCUAUAAUUUUCUUUUGAAGCAGCACUGUAUUAGAAAUAACAUGCGUGCCACAACAGAGAUUUAUAAGAGCAUGGGUGCUCAAGGAGUAAUGUCCGACAGCAACACCUAUAACAUUUUAAUAAAAGGGCAUUGCAAAGCAAGGAAUAUGAAAGAGGCAUGGUUUUUGCACAGAGAGAUGGUAGAGAAGGGAUUUGAUAUCACGGCUAGUUCCUACAAUGCCCUUAUCAGAGGUUUUCAUAAGAGGAAGAAAUUUAUGGAGGCUAGGGAACUUUUUGAAGAGAUGAGAAAACAUGGGUUGACUGCAGAGAGAGAAAUAUACAACAUUUUUAUUGAUAUGAACUUUGAAGAAGGGAACAUGGAAAUCACUCUUGAGCUUUGUGAUGAAGCUAUCGAGAAAUGUCUAGUGGAUAACAGUGAGAAUGAACAGACCUAGCUGGAUUUUGUUGGUGGUACUUUGAUUUGAUUAUUGUGGAUAAAAACUGUCAAUUUUGGUUUGCGUCAACUUGUGAGGUGGCAUCCUAUGACAUGCUAACCUAAUCUACCCAGAAUCAUGGGUUACCAUCCCUACUACUACCCAGGUGAUCAACACAUUUAUGACACCCAAGCUAUAAAUUUGGUUUGGGAGUAGAUUGGCUGAGCAAUUGUGGAAUAUAGUUAUUAUAAAAACAGAUAAGCUAUCUCACUGUGGUGUUCCCAAUGAUGAUUUCCUUGUAUUGAAUUUCACCACAUUAAAGAGUAAUAAAGGAAUUUUGGUGAAGUUGUAGGAGUUGGUGUUACUAGAUAAAGCCGCUGCGAAGGCAUUUAGCAAAGAAGAGAAGUUGAAGCUGGUUUUAGGCGUCACCCGUUUAAAUGAAAAAUAUGGACAAUUCAAGGGCAAAUUAUAGAGCAAAAGCAGAUGAGUUGGACUAGAAAUGUCAAUUUGACCAUAAACCAGUGUCUUUUACGUCACUUAUGUGACCCUCAUUUCUGAUCUUCUGACUUGUACAUUUGCAAUGAUGGAGAGUACCUUAAAAUUUUAUGGUAGUUGCAAAAGAUGGUUCAUCGACUGGAGCUCCUUCUCAACUGAAGAUACUCCACUUAUUACAGUAUGACCAUUAACUCGGUCUCACAAUGAGCCAUACCUUUGUUUGAAUAUCCAAUACCUCUGUACAAAAUCUGGCACUUCAUUGCAAAGCAUCUUGUCUUGUAGCCAUCUUCUAAUCCAUUUUGUGUACCUCAUCCAAAAAAAUUUCUAGGUGGGGUGUUUAAUUUUGUAUUAUUCUAUGUGACACAAGCCCUAAAUAUUUUAUUAUGCUGACACGGUUUUUGCAAGGUCUAACAGUUUGUGUGCUAAAUCUGUCUUCUUACUGAUUUUGGUUAUACUUUUUUGUGUAUAUUAUAUGAUCCUUUUCCUAUGAUAUCUCACCAUGGUCUGUUUGUAGACUUGACAUACCUCCGGAAUUGGCAAGUUUAGGCCGCCUGCAAUGGAGUAGCAGUCUAAAAGUU